AUGGCUGUAGCGACUUUGUAGGCCGAAGAGGGAAAUACAAAACAAGGCUUUAUAUCAGCGUUAACAUAAGGCGCUGGCGGAAAUUUCUCGCUUCUGAAAUCUGUAAUAUUCAAGUCAAACGUACAGGUAGCCACUUUCAGAAAAUUUCAGCGUUAUUAGUGGUGUUAUAUUUUUGAGUCGUUUGCUGGUUUUGUUCACCAACUCGACAAUCUUCAGAAAACGGAACGAACUGCAUCAUGAGUUUAAGAGGUCAGUCUGGAAAACAACAAAAAGCGGAUGAAAAAGUUCACGUUGCUAUAAGAUGUCGUCCUUUAAAUGAAAAUGAAAAAAGAGGACGAAUUAAAAGUGUUGUGGAAACAAAUAUAAGAGAUAAAGAAGUUCGAGUAUGCUGCAACAACAAUUUGGAUAAGACUUACAAAUUUGACAAGACAUUUGGGCCUUCAAGUAAGCAGGUUGACAUCUAUCGUAGUGUUGUUGAACCUCAUAUUGAUGAAGUUCUUGCAGGAUAUAACUGCACUGUCUUAGCGUGAGUAUUUAAGAAUAGC
Styela clava is the source of this 545-nucleotide messenger RNA. Lineage: Eukaryota; Metazoa; Chordata; Ascidiacea; Stolidobranchia; Styelidae. The record is from RefSeq and is a predicted model, not a curated record.